Messenger RNA from Cucumis sativus (cucumber), 2099 nucleotides. RefSeq names its product protein LOW PSII ACCUMULATION 3, chloroplastic. Lineage: Eukaryota; Viridiplantae; Streptophyta; Magnoliopsida; Cucurbitales; Cucurbitaceae. The transcript is spliced from 10 exons. The record is from RefSeq and is a predicted model, not a curated record. Bases 140 to 1150 code for a protein of 336 amino acids.
UUUGUUUGAUUCCAUUCCAUUGAGACCUCUCGUUUGGAGGAAAGAAUAUCAAUCAUCAAUACUCUCUCUCUCUCUCUCUCUCUCUCUCUCUCUCUCUCUUUCUUUUUGCUUUCAAUUUUCACUUCGAAGUUCAGCAAAAAUGCAUUUCUGCAACGCCAAUUUUGCUUCUUCCUCUACCAUUGCCACUGCGGUUCUUCCACUUCCUUCUCCAAAGCUUGCUUGUUUCAGGAUUUCGCACCGGAGAACUCAUCGGAGUUCCGUUUCCAGUUCAAUGUUUGAGUUUAUGCCGCGUAGACAUCUUAGAGUUUUGCCGCCGAAUUUGAGUAAUCGUCAGAGUAGCAAUGCAUCGACUGAUUUAGACGUUCCGUUUCCUCGCGAUUAUUCUGAUCUUCUCAAUCAGGCGAAAAAAGCAACUGAAGCCGCUUUAAUAGACAACAAACAGUUGAUGGAGAUCGAAUUUCCAACUGCUGGUCUUGAAUCAGUUCCAGGUGACGGCGAAGGAGGAAUUGAAAUGACUGAGAGUAUGCAAUUGAUUCGCCAAUUUUGUGAUUGCUUCAUAGAUCCACUGAAAGCCACUCGCACCAGAGUAACUGUUAGUAUUAAAGAGAACCAUAUUCAGUUCUUUCCAGAGGCCAACGAAGUUAAAUUUGCAAGAAAUACAGCAUUUGAAGGAGUUUCAUUCAAGUUGGACUACCUCACAAAACCAUCAUUUUUUGAGGAUUUUGGUUUUGUUGAGAAAGUGAAAAUGGCUGACCGUGUGAAACCUGAAGAUGAGCUUUUUUUGGUUGCAUAUCCAUAUUUCAAUGUCAAUGAAAUGCUUGUGGUUGAAGAGCUUUACAAGGAAGCUGUCCAAAACACUACACGAAAACUCAUAAUAUUUAACGGAGAGCUCGACCGCAUUAGAUCCGGCUACUAUCCGCCAUUUUUCUAUCCAAAGCUGGCGGCUCUCAUGAAGACUCUCUUCCCCGAGAUGGAAACUGUAUAUUACAUUCAUAACUUCAAGGGCCAGAAAGGAGGAGUUCUUUUCAGGAGCUACCCAGGUCCUUGGAAAGUGCUUAGAAAAGUGAGAAACAAAUUCGUGUGCGUACAUCAGCAAGAAGAAAUGCCUUCUCUCAAGGAAGUUGCUCUAAACAUUCUUCCAUCUUCUUAAGGGUCAAUUAUAUUAGUCGAUAUCCUUGUUUAUUGUCAUGUGAAGAGGAUGCUUUGUUCCUUCACAUCAAAGUCUCUUCUCUGGUAAAAUACUGCAUCAAUAUAAUCUGUAUAUACUUUCUAAAUAUUUAACAUCCAUAAAAUUGUUGAAAUGCCUAAAAACCGACGUAUUAAGAAACCCUUUUUUCACUUAAUAUUAAGACCAAUUUCACCUCAUCCCAACGUGUUUUCCACUACCUAUUUUCCAAAGACGAACUAACCUAUUAAGAAAAGUUUACUAGAUUGUUCAAAAUUUAAACACCAGAAUGAAGAACAAAUUAAACUUGAUAAACUAUAAAACAUAGUUACAAACCCAUAAAUUGUUCAAAAGAUUAUUUGUUCCAUAAACUGUAAAUCCACCUACUAAAAGGAUUUUUUUUUUGUCCUCUUGUAUUCUUCUUUCUAGCUUCAAUUCCUUUGUGCAACAAACCAAACUAACUCUCUAGUUCCUAAUAAGUGAAAAACAACCCAGCCUUAUCUCUAGAAAGGUAAUAGAAGAUAGAGCAGCCAGUAGCUCUUUUUUUCUUUUUUCUCUAUUUUCUAUUUUCUAUUUGCUAUUUUUUUUUAUAUAUAUAAUAUAUAUGGAGAAAAAAUAUAUUUAUAUAUAUGAAACAAAGGCUAUAUAAAUGGAGGUUUUUGGAGAAGAGAAGAAAACAAUGAAGGAGUGGAGAAAAGAAAUGAGUGUGUAGGAGGAAGAAGGAAGAAGGAAAAAUAAAAAUGCAUAAUAAAUUCAAUCAGAUGGAUAAGAGUCUAAAUUUGAGGGUAUGGCAGAGGAGAGCUGAAUGUGAGAUACUCGCACUGCUCCAAUUAAUCGCUCCGGUAAUUCUUCUGUUGUAUUUGCCUACAUUUUUUUUAAAACAUACCCCCACACAAACACCAAUUAAUUAAUUCAUUCAUUCUUUUCCUUUUAA